Ectocarpus sp. CCAP 1310/34 is the source of this 2706-nucleotide messenger RNA. NCBI's taxonomy places the organism in Eukaryota, Phaeophyceae, Ectocarpales, Ectocarpaceae. The record is from the annotation of a GenBank genome assembly.
AGCAGAGAACCAGCUGGUGAACGCGUUGGGGUUCGACUUCAUGAUCGAGCACCCCUUCGGUCACUCCAACGACCUGGUGGCCUACCUUUGUGAAGAGGGCUGGGUGCCGGCAGACAAGUCGGCACUGAUCUCCAAGGGCUCUCACCAUCUGUUGAUCAAGAGCUUGAGGGGGACAUUGUGCCUCGAGUACCCGCCGACUUUCCGCGCGAGGCUGGUGACGUACCUGUCCCUGCUUGUCAACAACAUCUCGCCACCGCCGGGCGGCUGGGCUGAGAUGAUCGAGUUCGAGGACCACCGCCAACUCAACAGAGCGGCAUGCCAACUACUGGAAACGCUGGACGAUGACUCCGGCAAGACCGGCAAGAAAAUCACCAAGAAGCGUGUUGCCGCCGCCCUGGUUGAAGCGGGCCACAUUAAGAAUAAGAACGCCCCGAACCGAGUCCCGCGCCAGCCCUCAGGGCUAACUUACGCCGACCGGGAUCGGAUGGCGGCACGGUCUUCAUCUAUCCAAUCAUCCCACGGCUUGAAGCGGGGGAUGGGGGGAGGAGACCUGAAUAGCAGUGCCGUCGCGUCACGCAGUGGAUCGUCAUCGCACGACAGGUCUUCAUCGAUCGGUCAACCGCGCCCGAGGUCACCCAGUUGCCAAUCUCCUGCCAGUACCCACACGGAGUCGGGUAAGAGGCGGCGUACGGAAGAUGCAACGAGCAACGGGAAUGCGUCAAGACCUCGCCCACCGCCACCGCCACCGCGGACGCCUAGACCCCCGAGUACUCCCAAGCCAGAAGGCACACCCAAGCCCCCAAGCACUCCCAAGCCCCCAAGCACUCCCAAGCCCCCAAGCACUCCCAAGCCCCGACCGCCGUCUACAGCCAAGCCCAGACCUCCUUCCACCCACGGCCAGCUGCCCAGCAGCAACUCCAAACCACGCCCACCCUCAACUCCAAGGCCGAGACCGCCGUCUACUCCAAAGCCCCUCUCCACGAAUGGCCAGCCGCAUAGCAGCAGCAGCAGCUCCAAGCCCAGACCGCGGCCACCACCCCCGCGCCUGCCGACCACCCCUUCUGCCGUGAAUGCGUACACGGACUCUGGUAGCAGGCAUUCGGCGACGCCCUUCUCAUCGUCGGUCCCUCCACACCCUCCCAAGCCCCACUCGAGUACCCCCAACGGAAGCACUAGCAGUGAUGCAAUGCCGCUGCAGAAGAGCACCGAGGCGAGGCCACAUGGGUUUUCGGACGGUAGGGUUGGUAGCACCGGCGGCUCUCCUCCGACCGGGAAGGCCGGAGCCAGUAGCGCACAGGGUGUGUCCACGGGCGGGGGGCAGGAAGGAAAAGGCAAGAGGUCGCGUGAUGCAGGGAUAGGGGAUGAGUCAUCUUCUGACCCCGGCAGCGGGGGCAAGAGAUCGAGAAUGGGCGGUAGCGGGCGAGGGGGAGAGUCCAGUAGUGCGUCGACGGUGGCUUCUUCCGCUGCCGUUAAUGCGAUAGAAAGCGGGGAGGUAGAGGACGGGGAGAUAUCGAUCAACGCGGUGCCGGUGCUGAGGGCGUGAGCUCUCGUCGAGUACGAUGUGUGUUGGAGAGGUCAGGCUCUGGAGAAGGAAGGGGCAAGGGUUGCGAAAGAUCUGUCCCCCGUAAGAGGGAGGAUGGUUUUAUUUUUACAAUGUGGUGGGUUCAGGCAAAAUCUCCGAAUGAACACCAGCAGCAGUAGUAUGCACUGUGGUCGUUUGCAGGUGGGUGACGGUGUGAUUGACCCCGGUUUUUCGACGGGGUGCGUUGUUUGUUUGCUUACUCGGGACUCGGUAUGAGGAACUUUUGGCGGUUUUUUUGCCUUCCUGCUUUGCGCCACAAAAGAAAAAUGAGCAUAUUUUUCUUGUGCUGUGAUGCCUCCCAUACACAGCCUUGUUGAUGCUCGUGCUGUUGUGGGAUUGGCUACAAGCAAGAAGGUUGAGUUGUGUCAUUCCUGCCCCCACUUGGGGCGUUUCAGGUUGGCCAUGGAGUGUUCGAUGCGACUUGUUCCACGAGUGCGGACGUCCGCGAUGGAGACAUGGAUUUAUUCAGAGAUUAUACUUGUAAAAUAUUUAUUGCCGUGUGCACGCACGUUUCGUGUAGAACGGUAGGUGAUCAUAUGUUGCUGUUUCCGUGUUACUACUGUAGUGCUCGUGAGUUUAUAGCGCGCUGACUUCCUAAUAUGUUCCACCCCAGAAAUGUUAGUCUUGGAACGGAUUUUGGGAGGUUUGAGUCGUGCGUAUAGAAAAAAGAUGAAAAAAACGUUGGUGUGUGAGCGUAUACGGACAUGGAAAACCUAAAGUCGAUAGUUGCCGGCUCAGAGACGGUGACGGGAGUGCUGCGCCUUGUCUCCUUACGUUUGCCGGGCUGUACCUCUUUGGUGCGUCCACACUCGUUUCUUGUUCGCCCUGACUGUACCGUUAGGAGAAUGUGCAUGUCCUUGACGUGUUCGACGGAAGAGAUGUAUUGCGAACAGUGUGAGGGGACAUUGCACGGUACGUACUCUGCUAGCAGGAUGGUGCUACUACUUGCGCCACUUGUGUUAUCCACAUGCUGGGUGGGAAAUUUGCUGCAAGGAAAUGGACAAAGAGAUGUGCGGUUAUUUUGUUUCGUGGUCGGCCAACCGUUGACCAAUAACCCACACGGCUUAAUAUAAACCAGCAAGGCUGGUGGAAGCGCCCGUUGGUCAAAUCGACGAAUUUAUUUG